Molecule: messenger RNA, 324 nt
Organism: Dictyostelium discoideum AX4
Lineage: Eukaryota; Evosea; Eumycetozoa; Dictyosteliales; Dictyosteliaceae
Exons: 2
Coding region: 1-324 (107 amino acids)
Source: RefSeq, a predicted model, not a curated record
AUGAUUUCUAACAAUAAUAUUGAAAAAAUAAAUGAAUUAGAAAACCCUCAAAUUGAAAUAUCAUUUGAUGAUGUACAAGAAAUAAAUGAAACACAAACAAAGGGAAAUGAAAAAAAUAAUCAAAAAAAUAAUAAAGAGUACCAACAACAAAAACAAAGAUUGAAAGAAAAAGAUUAUAUUGAAUUAUUAAAAUUAAUAGAUACUGCAAAGAAUUAUGAGUAUCCAAGUGAAGAAAUUAAACAACAAGAAUUAAAAGAAAAAGAAAAAAGAGUUAAAGAAAUAGUUGAUGAAAUAGUUAAAAUGAUUGAAGAAUAUAAAAAUUAA